AUGUCCAUCUCGCUGGUGCCCUCGAGCUCCCAGCAGCCCGGCCGCCUGCUCUGCUCCCUGAUGGAUUUCUCCCCUGCCCACAUCCAGCUGAGCUGCUCCCAGGGCCAGCAGCAGCUCUCGGGCCACAUGCUGGCCACUGCCGUGCUCCCCAGCGGGGAUUGGAGCCAGCAGCUCCUGGUGCUGCUGGAAACCGCCCCCGGCAAUGCACUCAGCUCCAGCUGCCAGGUGGAGCACGUCAGCCUGGAGCACCCCCUGAGCCGGCACUGGGGCACGGCCCGGCCCCCACAGCGCCGGGGGCAGCAGGGGAGGCACUGGGGGGGCUGGGAGGGGGAUUGGGAUGUAGUGGGAGUAACUAGAAGGCAACAAGAUGUUAAUGUGGAUUGGGGACUUCAUCUUUCUGGUGGUGGGACUUCAGAAGAAGCUCAGAAGUGUCAGAAGCAGCUUAGAAGCUUGGCUUCUGCUUGCACAAGAAGCUCCUCAGCUGGCAGCGGCUACAGCCCCUCCCUGUGACCUCGGGCCUGGCCGGGACCACACGCUUCAUCCCAGUGAGUCUGGGGGAGGUCGUCUGUCCCUCCCAUUCCUUCUGUUAUUCUGUCCCUGUCCGGCUGCUCCCAAUGUUCUACAUAAAGUUUCCCAGUUUGCCCCGAUCCCGUUUAUGUGGGACAGUGGGGAGGGACUUCGGGUUAUCCAGCAGAGGUCCGUGACUGGGCGGGGCGAGAGGG
Molecule: messenger RNA, 722 nt
Organism: Poecile atricapillus (Black-capped chickadee)
Lineage: Eukaryota; Metazoa; Chordata; Aves; Passeriformes; Paridae
Product: class II histocompatibility antigen, B-L beta chain-like
Biological process (GO): peptide antigen assembly with MHC class II protein complex; immunoglobulin production involved in immunoglobulin-mediated immune response; positive regulation of T cell activation
Cellular component (GO): MHC class II protein complex
Molecular function (GO): MHC class II protein complex binding
Source: RefSeq, a predicted model, not a curated record